GUGGCAAAGAGUGACAUUGAGAAUAGAUUGUGCUGAGAGAUAAGGAGAUUUCUUGUAGAGAGGAAAAAAUUUAAAGUAAAGAAAAAAUGGCCUCAGCAUCUCUACUAAAGUCAUCCCCAGUUCUUGACAAAUCUGAGUUUUUAAAGGGGCAAAGCCUUCGUCAGCCUUCCGUCUCAGUGGUCCGUUGCCAUCCCACCAAUGCCACUUCUCUUACUGUCCGCGCUGCUUCCUCUUAUGCUGAUGAGCUCAUUAAAACUGCUAAAACUGUUGCAUCACCAGGACGUGGAAUUUUGGCCAUGGAUGAGUCGAAUGCCACUUGUGGAAAGCGUUUGGCUUCCAUUGGUUUGGAAAACACUGAGGCUAACCGCCAAGCUUACCGUACCUUGCUGGUGUCAGCUCCAGGCCUUGGACAGUACAUCUCUGGUGCUAUUCUUUUUGAGGAGACCCUCUACCAGUCUACCGUUGAUGGACGCAAAAUAGUUGAUGUUCUUAUUGAGCAAAACAUUGUUCCUGGUAUCAAAGUUGACAAGGGUUUGGUUCCACUUGCUGGUUCAAAUGAUGAGUCAUGGUGUCAAGGUCUUGACGGACUUGCCUCCCGCUCUGCUGCAUACUACCAACAGGGAGCACGUUUCGCCAAAUGGCGUACCGUGGUGAGCAUUCCCAACGGACCGUCUGCAUUGGCUGUGAAGGAAGCAGCAUGGGGAUUGGCUCGCUAUGCUGCCAUUUCUCAGGACAAUGGUUUGGUCCCAAUUGUGGAGCCAGAGAUCUUGUUGGACGGUGAACACGGCAUUGACAGGACUUUUGAGGUAGCACAGAAGGUCUGGGCUGAAGUCUUCUUCUACUUGGCUGAGAACAAUGUCAUGUUUGAGGGUAUCCUCUUGAAACCAAGCAUGGUUACUCCUGGUGCUGAAUGCAAAGACAGGGCCACUCCUCAGCAGGUCGCAGACUAUACUCUCAAUCUCCUCAAGAGGAGGAUUCCCCCAGCUGUCCCUGGAAUCAUGUUCUUGUCUGGUGGGCAAUCAGAAGUUGAGGCUACAUUGAACUUGAAUGCCAUGAACCAAGCUCCAAACCCGUGGCACGUGUCGUUCUCUUACGCAAGGGCUCUUCAGAACACUUGCUUGAAGACAUGGGGAGGACAACCUGAGAAUGUGAAGGCUGCUCAGGAUACUUUACUUGUCAGGGCCAAAGCAAACUCUCUUGCUCAGCUCGGAAAGUACACCGGUGAGGGUGAAUCUGAUGAAGCUAAACAAGGAAUGUUUGUAAAGGGCUAUGUCUACUAAGUUAUAGGCACUGAAGUCUUGAAGAAGAG
Molecule: messenger RNA, 1309 nt
Organism: Solanum tuberosum (potato)
Lineage: Eukaryota; Viridiplantae; Streptophyta; Magnoliopsida; Solanales; Solanaceae
Product: plastidic aldolase
Biological process (GO): glycolytic process
Molecular function (GO): fructose-bisphosphate aldolase activity
Source: RefSeq, marked provisional